AUGGUAAAAAUGGAAAUAAUUCAGCAGCAACCCCAAGUGGUGCAACAGCCGCAGGUGGUGCAACAACCCCAAGUGGUUGAACAGCCCCAACAGCAGCAAGUGGUUGUACAGCAGCCUGUUCAAACUGUCCAACAACAACAGCCUGUUCAAACUGUCCAACAACAGCCUGUUCAAACUGUCCAACAACAGCCUGUCCAGCAGCAAACAGUUGUUCAACAACCCGUUCAGCAGACUCAACCACAGCAGAAUCAGGGACCUAAUUAUCAGGUUACGGGAACAUUUUUAUUGCAACAAGCCCAAACAGUUGAAGAUCCUGUGUACGUUUUACCGGAAAACAAAUCAGAGGUGCAACAAGAUUCAACCUCUUUACCCACAAAUGACGAUGACGACGGUUUACCGCCCCUAACUUUGCUACUUCCUCAAUCACGUCCUCUUAUUUAUCCUGCUAAUAGUCUGUCGCCGAUAAUCCUUCAACAAAUUCCUCAAGCACCAACAAUAACUCCUCAACAAAUUCCGGGAACUUCGCAAACACCGCACCGGGUGACAACAACUAAGCCACCGACUACCCAACAACCUCCAACGACCCAGCAACCUCCCAUGACCUGUAAUGCCUGGUACAAAUCGACUUUAUUCAACUGUUCAACAACCUGUCCCUUGUCAAGUACUGAUGCAACCCAUUGCGGCCCAGAAUCGGUACCAGCAACGGACGCCUUCACAUUGAACUCAUUUCCGCUCGAGGCAUUGUUAUGGUUAACCAAACUCCUCGGUGUUUCGGCCAAUUNGCACUUCAAAAUUGGCCUAAUCAGGCGCAGUCUCAACUUCAGCCUCAACUGGUUCAAUCACAACCCCAGCAACCCCAACAAACGCAGCAGGAUCAGCAACAACCCCAGCAGGCUCAGCCACAACCUCAGCAAGAUCAGCAACAACCCCAGCAGGUUCAGCAACAACCCCAGCAGGAUCAGCAACAACCCCAGCAGGUUCAGCAACAACCCCAGCAGGUUCAGCAACAACCCCAACAGGAUCAGCAACAAAAAGAUAUUUAUUUAA
Messenger RNA from Agrilus planipennis (emerald ash borer), 1047 nucleotides. RefSeq names its product nuclear transcription factor Y subunit beta-like. The record is from RefSeq and is a predicted model, not a curated record. The coding region runs from base 1 to 1047 and encodes 348 amino acids. The transcript is spliced from 3 exons. Lineage: Eukaryota; Metazoa; Arthropoda; Insecta; Coleoptera; Buprestidae.